This is a messenger RNA of Siniperca chuatsi (mandarin fish), 3600 nucleotides long. RefSeq names its product protein phosphatase, Mg2+/Mn2+ dependent, 1H (gene ppm1h). The record is from RefSeq and is a predicted model, not a curated record. Gene Ontology annotation, molecular function: protein serine/threonine phosphatase activity. Gene Ontology annotation, biological process: protein dephosphorylation. NCBI's taxonomy places the organism in Eukaryota, Metazoa, Chordata, Actinopteri, Centrarchiformes, Sinipercidae. The coding region runs from base 341 to 1885 and encodes 514 amino acids. The transcript is spliced from 10 exons.
UCCAGCACAGUCAGCAGCGGGGCCCUAAGCUGCUCACUGAGGCGCCAGUGCGAACAAAUCCACCACCAGCAGCAACCGGUUUGUCACAUGACUGGCGUGCAGCGCUGCCUGUGUGUGUGUGUGUGUGUGUGUGUGUGUGUGUGUGUGUGUGUGUGUGUGUGUGUGUGUGUGUGUGUGUGUGGUUUUUAUUUCCGCGUUCACAGAGGGAGAGCUGAACUGGAUUCUGCGGCCGCUGUGUGUCUGCCUUACGCGUCGCGAAACUGAGUCUCCGUGCGGGGAUCUGUCCGGCGGGGGGGAAACUCACGCAUUCGCAUCGCUUGGACCCACGCGCUGCAGGACCAUGCUCACGCGGGUGAAAUCAGCGGUGGCCAAUUUUAUGGGAGGUAUGAUGGCCGGUGGCCCCAACGGUGACCAUCCCGGCGGCUCGGAUCUGCCGCUGAAAUUCCCGUACAGCAGACCGGAGUUCCUGGGACUGUCGCUGGACGAGAUAGAGUGCUCGGCGGAUCACAUUGCGAGACCAAUCCUCAUACUGAAGGAGACCAAGCGGCUGCCGUGGUCCACCGGCUACGCAGAGGUGAUCAAUGCAGGAAAGAGCACAUUAAAUGAGGACCAGGCAUGCUGUGAGGUGCUGGUGGUCAAAAGGAGAACAGCAGGAAGCUCCACGCCCAAUCGGACCCCCAUGGCCCGCAGGAGGUCUUCCUUGCCCAAUGGAGAGGGUUUGGGCCUCCGGGAGUGCCUGGACAGCUCUGAAGACCUAACCUUGCAUUAUUGGGCGUUGUUUGAUGGCCAUGCUGGCUCCGGGGCGGCUGUAGUGGCGUCCCGCCUUUUGCAUCACCACAUCGCCCUGCACCUUCAGGAGGUGAUGGAGAUCCUCUGCACUCCGAACCUGCUGCCCCCCACAUGCCUUGGGGAGGAGCCUAUCAAUCACCACCUCACCCCGACAUCCCAACGCGCCCUCACUAGGGCCGCCUCGCUCCGCGGCGCUGCGGGGGCUCCCGGCUCACCCAGCACCCCACCCGCGCGCUUCUUUACUGAGAAGAAAGUUUCCCACGAGAGCCUGGUGAUCGGAGCCAUUGAGAAUGCUUUCAAAGACAUGGAUGUGCAGAUAGAAAAGGAGAAGGCAGUCUACAACAUCUCAGGUGGCUGCACUGCUCUGGUGGUCGUCUAUUUGCUUGGGAAGCUCUACGUUGGGAACGCUGGGGACAGCAGAGCGAUCAUUAUCCGGGCCGGGGAAGUCAUCCCCAUGUCAGCAGAGUUCACACCGGAGUCAGAGAGACAGCGACUGCAGUUUCUGGCCUACAUGCAGCCCCACUUAUUAGGGAACGAGUUUACACAUCUGGAAUUUCCGAGGAGAGUCCAGAGAAAGGAGGUGGGGAAGAGGAUGCUGUACCGUGACUUCACCAUGUCGGGAUGGGCAUAUAAAACCAUCGAGGACGAUGACCUAAAGUUUCCCCUGAUCUACGGCGAAGGGAAAAAGGCUCGUGUGUUGGCGACCAUCGGGGUCACCAGAGGUCUUGGGGACCACAAUCUCAAAGUGCACGACUCUAACAUCUACAUUAAGCCCUUCCUGUCCUGCUGCCCAGAGGUCAAAGUUUACCCUUUGGCGCAGUGCGAGCAUGGAGCUGAUGACGUUCUGGUGCUGGGAACUGACGGACUGUGGGAUGUCCUCUCUAGCCAGGAAGUAGCUGAAGCUGUCACCUGUUUCCUGGCAAACUGCGACCCCGACGACCAGCACAGGUACACAAUGGCAGCUCAAGAUCUCGUAAUGAGAGCGCGAGGGGUGCUGAAGGAUCGAGGCUGGAGGAUAUCCAACGACAGAUUAGGCUCUGGAGAUGACAUCUCUGUCUACAUCAUUCCCCUCAUGUAUGGCAACAAGCAGAACUAGCCAAGCUACGAAACUACAACCACCACCGAAACAUAACCCUGCCUUGACCUCCCAACUUCACUUCUGCAGCUUCCCUCAUCCCUUAUGCUCUUUUUAAAGUGCUUUAGUGUGGACUUCUUCCUCCGCUGAGGGAGUUAAGAUGUUUCUGGUCAGAGACGGGAUUUCUGUCCAGGCUGUUUUCCCCUUGAUCAUCCUCAAUCAGGAUGAUCUCUUUUUUUCGUCCAUUUAUCUUUUAUUUUUUUUCUUCAAUCUCGAGGAAGCCAUCUGAAUCUUGUUGUGGGGCAAUGCCUAAGGCUGAGAGCAUGGACUCUCAUAGAUGAGAUGGUGACGUACAUCUCAGGAUUGCUGUUACUAAUUAAUGCACAAUAUUUAUAAAUGUGUAAAUGUAAAUACUCCAAGGCGUAAGACAUUUGAUAAGUGUGUUUGGUUGAACACCUGUACAGUGUAAAAAACCUAACCUGAAGACUGAUGUCCUGCAUAUAUGUAUCAUACCUCCUCUGUCCCAUGUAGAGCUUUUAAAUUAGCCAGGUUCAGUCAUGUGCAAUUGUUAGUAUGUUGUCCAAAGGAGAAAAAACAAACGUGUAAGCCGUCUCUAGACAGUAUGUCUGCUGGUUCUCCUACUGUUGCAGUUUCUAUUUUUGCUCAUUUGCACCCCUUGCAUAGCAAUACUGUACUUACUAUUAAGGAAAAAAUGCUUCCUUUGAAAAUGAAGAAACACAUUUAUGAAGAAUACACUAACAGGAGGAGUCACCCUCAAGAUUUUGCUGUCAGCUACACGUGGCCCUGUUGACAACAUAUUGUCAUGCUAUUAAAUCUAGCCCAGCUUUUACAUUAAUUCAGAUUUAAGAAGGAAAGACACAGAAGUCUUUCUGUUGCACUUAUUCACCCUCAGCCAUCUACCUCAUAAUUUUCGUCCUUUUAUUGCAUUACACAUAACAAAUGUAGUCGUCGUCCUCUGAGUGGCUGUUUGCAUGCUACAUCAGGUGCAUCAUCACCUGCUACCUGUGCCAUUAUUAGUUACAUUGUCGUACUUUGCUCCUGUACCUGCAAGAUUUUUUUUUAAAACGUCACCCAGGGAACUGCACGAUGGGUAUACAGUUGUACAAAAAAAUGUAUUUUUGCACAACAGUAUAUAUAUAUAUAUAUAUAUGUAUAUAUAUAUAUAUAAUCUCAAAAAUCCCAUCGUUUACCUUUUCUUAGUAUCAGUUGGAUAUAUUGUCCCUAUUAAGAUAAGCCCAACCUUAUGAAUAGCAGGUGCCUCUUGAAAUUUGCAUUUGAUUUUUAACAUGUGUCACUUAAAAGGAAGUAUAAAUAAUGCUAUCAUUGCAGACAAUUGAAUAGACAACACUAACCUUAUGUGUCUCUACAAUCAGUAGUGUUCCCCGAUUCACUGACCUUCCACAUUUUAGUUCAUUAAGUUUCAGUAGUCGUAGUUUUCAGCUUCUACUAAUUGGGCACAAAUAUUGUCUUAACUGCUGUACGAGUGGCUGAAACUGGUGAAAGAUGGAACAGAGUAACUUCGUUUAAAUGUAAAAAUGUAAAUAACGUUUUCAUUGGACACUUCUCUCCUUUCAGUUACUGUAAGUGAUGUAUAUCUUACUGAAACAAAAGACGUUAUUUGUACUGUUUUGGAAACCUAGAACAGUGUAAAAAAUGGUUUACAUGCUCACUUUUCUGCUCUAUUAAAAAUAAAGUGACAAUUUCUGAUCUUUUAA